AUGAAUAAAGUUGUAAUAUUUUUAGUAUUUUCAUUUAUAAAUUAUUGUUCGUGCUGCACGGGAUGUGUCGAUUUAGAUGAGUUGACAUUCGACAAAGUGAUACCAAAAUUUAAAGUAGCUUUAGUGAAAUUUGACCAACAAUUUCCUUUUGGGGAAGUUCACGAUAGUUGGAUAGAGUUUGCUGCAAUGCUUAACAAUUUUACAUUGAAUGGUGGAAUGGAUUAUUCAGAGAUCCUCAUAGGCACUGUGGGAAUAAAAGAUUAUUCUCCUUUUGAUAACAAACCUUUAGGUGACAGAUUUGGCUCUUCAAAACGUCAAGAAUUACCCUUCAUAAAACUAUUUAAUGAUGGCAAUUUGAAAAGUCCAAUCGACUUUCAAAUCGGAACUGAAAAGGUUACAAUUUCACGGCUUUAUGAAUUUUUAAAAGCGAACACUGAAAUCCCAAUUUUGGCUCCUGGAUGUACCAAAGAGUUGGAUGAGAUGGCGAUGGAAUUCGUCAAUCAACCUGAUAAGAGAAAAGACAUUGUAAAAGAAGCUGCAGAAUUCAUUGAAAACAUGGAGAAGGAAGAGAAUAAAAAACUUUCAAAAACUUAUACAACAUUGAUGAACGGUGUGAUUGAGAAAGGUGAAGUUUUUGUUCUCAACCAACACGAACGAAUGACAAAACUUUUGAAAAACAAGAUGACUGAUAAGAAGCGCGAAGAAAUCAAUCAAAAAAUUAACAUUAUCGGAUCGUUCAAGUUCUCCAAACCCGAGAAGUCGUCAGGAACUAACGAAGAGUUAUAA
Messenger RNA from Clunio marinus, 786 nucleotides. NCBI's taxonomy places the organism in Eukaryota, Metazoa, Arthropoda, Insecta, Diptera, Chironomidae. The record is from the annotation of a GenBank genome assembly.